Messenger RNA from Oryzias melastigma (Indian medaka), 4808 nucleotides. RefSeq names its product ADAM metallopeptidase with thrombospondin type 1 motif, 17 (gene adamts17). Gene Ontology annotation, cellular component: extracellular matrix. Gene Ontology annotation, molecular function: metalloendopeptidase activity. Gene Ontology annotation, biological process: proteolysis; extracellular matrix organization. The transcript is spliced from 22 exons. The record is from RefSeq and is a predicted model, not a curated record. The coding region runs from base 637 to 3765 and encodes 1042 amino acids. Lineage: Eukaryota; Metazoa; Chordata; Actinopteri; Beloniformes; Adrianichthyidae.
UUAAUAACAAAACAGAUUUGGAGGGCCGAAUAGAAUUAUCUGGAGGGCCGGAUCCGGCCCCCGGGCCCUGACUUUGACACAUGUGGUCUAGGAAUUUUCCUGAUUUACUGCGUUUUCAAAUGUAAGGAAGUUCUUCAACGUCAGAGAUCCAUGUUGGUGCCGAUUAAGGGGUGGGGUUACCUGAGGAAGGAGAUACAGGUGUUCUAAAUGAACAUGUCUGCGCUUUGGGGAGUUUCUGAACAGGGUGAUCAGUUUGUUUUGGUCUCAGUCCCUCCAGAAUGAGUAGCUUUGUUGAGAUCCCACCAAUGACUGAGUUCAACCCAUUCCCGCCCUUUUCCUGGAACAGCAGCGUUCCUCAGUCAUCACAGCUUCGCUGCAGCUUCAGUCAGCCGCUCUCAUUUUGAGCAGCCUGUCUCCACAGAAACUUAGCUGUCAUGAACGGUGGAGAAGAACCCAAAUGCAGGAGACCAGACUUAAACUUUUAAUAAACUUAAACAUAACAAAACCACGGAGAACAGAGAUGCUGGCAGAACAGAGGACCUGAAACCAGACUCUUAGGCUGGGAGCCGUGAACUGAACUUCAGACAGCUGUGGAUCCUGACGAAGCUGAACCUGGUAGAACUGACAGCGGAGACCAUGACAAACACUAAAAUCAGAACUAAACCACAGAAUCCUGACAUCCAGGGGAGCAGCGGUCUUCUGAGCUGUGUGCUGUCUGCAGUGUCUCUGUCCACAGUCCAGGCUGACGUGGAGAUGGAGGCGGUCAUCCCCAGGCUGCUGUCCAGGCAGCACCGCGGUGCAGAGGAGCGCCUGUUAGUCUUUCUGCCGGUGUCCGGUCGUGGGCUGUACUUGGAUCUGAGCCGGGACCGGCACCGUCUGUCGGAGAAGCUGCCGGUAGAAGAACUGCUCAGGAACCGCAGCACGGUAGUCAGCAGCUUCUCCACCGAGCGGCUACGCUUCUACACCGGCUUCAUCCUCAACCAUCCCGGCUCUCUGGCUGCCCUCAGCACAUCCGGCGGUUUGAUGGGGCUCCUCCAGGUGGGGGGGCACAGCAUGUUCAUUGAACCUGUGGAUAAACGUCCAACAUCGUUCUCUUUUUCCGGAUUCAAACACCGAUUGUGGCACAGGAGGCAUGCAGCUGGAGCCCAGCAUCCCCCUCACCGCUCCUAUGUGGACGAUCACAGGAACAGAUCAAAAGUUGGUCAAGAAGCACGCAAAAGGAGGAGGAGCUUCCAGCUCUCACAGCAUCCCUUCACUGUGGAGACGGUGGUGGUGGCCGACGUGGACGUGGUGCAGCACCACGGAGCUGAUGCAGCGCAGAGGUUUCUGCUGACAGUCAUGAAUAUGGUACACGCCUUGUUCCAUCACAGCAGUCUGGGAGUUUCACUCAACAUUAAAGUCACCAAACUGGUUCUGCUUCACACUCGUCCGGAAAAUUUGGAGGUGAGCCAUCAUGGAGAAAGGUCUUUGCGGAGCUUCUGUCACUGGCAGGAUUUGGAGUUUGGAGGAGAUCGCAAACUCGGUACCAAGCACAUCCCUGGAAUGACGCCUGGCCGUCCAACAGUGGACUCUGCUGUUUUUGUCACCAGGACGGAUUUCUGUGUCCACAAAGAUGAACCGUGUGAUACUGUUGGUAUUGCUUAUCUUGGGGGGGCCUGCAGUCCCAGAAGAAAGUGUGUUUUAGUUGAGGAUAAUGGUCUUAACCUGGCCCUCACCAUCGCUCAUGAGCUGGGACACAAUCUGGGAAUGAGCCACGAUGAAGAUCACACCAACUGCAGCAGCCAGUCCCACAUCAUGUCAGGAGAAUGGGUGAAGGGCAGAAGACCCAGUGACUUGUCCUGGUCCUCCUGCAGCCGGACUGACCUGGAGGUCUUUCUCAGAUCCAAAGCCAGCAACUGUCUGCUGCAAACAGACCCCCGGAUCCGGUCCCAAGUCCGUCUGGGGUCCAAACUGCCCGGAAUGAACCACAGUGUAAAUGAACAAUGCCAAAUCCUCUUUGGAAUCAACGCAACGUUCUGCAAAGAGAUGGAGGACCUUAUGUGUGCAGGUCUCUGGUGUUUGACAGAGGGGGAGGAGUUCUGUAAGACCAAACUGGACGCUCCUCUUGAAGGAACCGAGUGUGGAACGGACAAGUGGUGUCGAGCUGGAGAGUGUGUCAGUAAGAGUUACCUGCCCCAGCAUGUGGAUGGAGACUGGAGCCUGUGGAGUCCGUGGAGCGUCUGCAGCCGGACCUGCGGGACUGCAGUCCGGUUCCGGCAGAGGAAGUGUGAUAACCCUCCGCCCGGUCCAGACGGUCGGCCCUGCCCAAAUGCCAGUGUGGAGCAUGGCGUGUGUGAAGGCCCCCCCUGCCCCCGAGGAACGCCGAGCUUCAGAGAUCUGCAGUGUCAGACGCUCGAUCGGAGGAGCAGAGCGAGCGGCGACAUGCUGAUGGCUGUUAUCGAUGACGAGAAGCCCUGUGUGCUGCUCUGCAGCUCCAUGGGUCGAGGCCCCCCAGUCCUGCUGGCUGACAGGGUGAUGGAUGGGACUCUGUGUGGACCGUUCGAGUCGGACCUGUGCGUUAACGGCAGGUGUCAGAAAAUGGGGUGUGACGGCAUCAUUGGCUCCUCGGCCCAGGAAGACUCGUGUGGAAUUUGUGAUGGACAGGGUCGUUCCUGUGAGGUCAUCAGGGGAGACUUCAACCACACCAAGGGAAUUGGUUAUGUGGAGGCGGCCGUCAUUCCUGCAGGAGCGUGGAGGAUCAGAGUGGCAGAAGACAAACCCUCACACAGCUUUCUGGCUGUGAAGGACUCAAGACAGAACUCCAUCAACAGCAAUUGGAAGAUUGAACUUCCCGGAGAUUUUGAGUUGGCUGGGACUGUAGUGCGUUACGUUAGGAGAGGACAUUGGGAGAAGAUGUCUAUCAAAGGACCAACCAAGACCCCUCUACAUCUGAUGAUGCUCCUGUUCCGUGACCAAAGCUCUGCUCUGCAUUAUGAGUACACCAUGUCACUGAACACCACCCAGAAUCACAGCAGAGAACAGCAGGUGGAACCAGAACCUCUGUUCAUCUGGACCCACAGCACCUGGCAGGACUGCAGUGUUCAGUGUGGAGGGGGGGAGAAACAGACACUAGUUUCCUGUUUGAGAAUAGUAAACGGCAGCAUGGAGAUCGUCAACGACAGCUUCUGUCAGCCUGAAAACAGACCACUGCCCAAAACUCAGCCCUGCAACUCUCAGCACUGCAACUACAAGUGGACUGCCGGCCAGUGGGGGGCGUGCUCUUCCAGGUGUGGUCCAGGUGUUCAGCAGAGGGCAGUUUCUUGUGUUGAGGAACUUCAGAACGGCUCAUUGAUCCACAGCCGGAAGGGUUCCUGCUCUGGAGAAAAGCCCUCUGCCCUGCAGGACUGUGAGGGGACGCUCUGCAGACGGAUGUGGGAGACUUCUGAUUGGUCGAAGUGUUCCUCAGCCUGUGGUCCUGGUGUUCGGAGGAGGAAGGUGCAGUGCACAAACCCCCAUGGUCCAUGUGAGCCACAGUCCAAACCAACGGAGGAGGAGCCCUGCAGCGAUGACUCAGAGUGCUACCAGUGGAAGUUUGGAGACUGGUCCAAGUGCUCUUUGUCCUGUGGGAGGGGCCUACAAUCACGAGUGGUGCAGUGCAUGCACAUAGUGACGGGUCAUCAUGGGGACAGCUGUCCAGUGGUGCUGAGACCACCAACCUACCGGAAGUGCUACCACCACGCCUGUGCUGAGGAAAUGACCUCAGUUCCUCUCCGAAAGCCGGGUUAAGAAGUUUCUGGGAGGAACCUCUGCAAAAAUUCAUGACACAGAAACCCAGGAGCUCCUCCAACAUGGACUGAAACCAUCUCUGUGAAGCUGCAUCAAUAAACUACUUUGAUGAUAAAGAUGCUGGUUCUUCUCUAACUGGAGCUCGGUCGGAGGUUGAUCCUCCAAACAGAAAACUGUUGAUGGUCAUAUUGAUAUGAGCCUGAGGCCUUUUCUGUUUGAGCUAAAAUGUUGUAGCUCAGUACCAUUAGUUAAAAAAAACGUUAUUUUUCUUUAUGCAGAGGAGCAUAACGAGGAGAAAAGAGCCACAUGUGGGUCUAGACCCGCAGGUUGCAGAGCCCUGUCCUAGUCCUUCCUAUUCUCCUUCAUGAGCGAGUUGUUAUCGACUGCAGCUUCAGGUGAUGUCACCUCGAACACUCUUCACCAGGUUCAGCUUCACAGACCAGCGGAGUCCGACAUUCUUCUCCACGACCAGCAGUCGUAUCUUCUGGUUUUAGUGUUUGAAUGAUCGAUGCAGUUCGUCUGAGAACGUCACCUUUGUUCACUCCUUCUGGAUUUGUGUCUCCCUCGGCCCAGUUUGAUGCAUGUAGCAUCACAUGAUGUAGCACGCUACGCUAGCAUGUUCAUCCUCGACACAUUUCACUCACAGAGAGAUUUCUUCUCUGUUUUCUGGCUGCUCACCUCUGUGUUGACUAAAGGAGGCUUGAUAGUUGAGCUAUGCAGACUUUACUGAAGUUUCCUGUCAUAGUGCUACACCGAGAAUCUCUCAUCUACUUCCUAACGCUGCUCAGAGCACCGAACAUGUGACCACUCACCUGGCAUGCUGGGUAAUGCAGCUCCAUAUAAACUCACUUCAAUACACAACAAAUAUGACCUCAGUGUUUGCAAAUAUCCACAAGGAAGUUUCUAAUCUAUUUGACUGAAAACAUGACAACCAAGAACACAACUGAACACAAACCAAAGUGAAGAACAUCCUCCAAACACAGAGGCUGUUGUCUACGUUUACAUUCAAGUUCAUGUAUAAAAACAGCUGUAUAAAUAAAGAU